UUCCCCUCUUCCUGCUCAUGUCCUCCGACCGCGCUUUAAAAAAAAACGCUGGCGACGAUGUCUGUUUCACUUUUUUUGUUGGCUUCAAAGUGAGGGAAGGAAGGUUUUUUUAAAAAAUAAAAAUAAAAAAAUCUCAGCUCAACAUCCCAGGCAUCAGCUUGGUUUGUGGAAUGAAAAUAAAGUUUUUUUCUUCCAUCUUCUAUUCCUCCCCAAAACCUUGACCUAAAAAAGGGGGGGGGGAAGAGGGGAAGGGAAAAAAAAAAAGGACUCUCCCUUUCUUUUCCUCGAAGGGGCUAUUUCAGCCGGCCUACGACUCCCAGGAGCCCCUGCUCCCGAUGACGUCAUUGGGCAGCGACCGAGGCAGGGAGCGGGAAGUUUGCACUGCAAGCGAAGCCAAGGAGUCAUGGAGGAAAAGGUAGCGAAGGUCACUUCAUGGUUGAAGAAGCUUUUUGGGGACCAGCCGGUCCCUCUUUACGAAGUGAACGCCCGGACGGUGGACGUCUUGCAUGAGCUGGCCGAAUGCAACGAGUCCAGAGAUGGGGAUGUCCGCUUGUUAAUUGAAGAUACGAAGCAGAAAGCAGCGGAGUAUGAGUCAGAUGGCCUCUUCCUGCAGGAGCUGUUAAUGGAGAGUCUGAAUCUCUCCCCCAGCAGCCUAUCGAAAGCCAGCACGAGCUACCUAAACAACCUAGUGGAUAUUGCCGUGGCUCUGGAGACAAAGGACACAUCUCUUGCCAGUUUUAUUCCUGCCAUCAACGACUUGACUUCUGAUCUGUAUGGAGCACAGUCCAAAAACAAACAACUCGAACUCGAACUCAGCACCCUGAGGAGAAAGCUCACAUCAGCGCUUGUGCUGGAAAAACGCCUUCAGGAGGACUUGGUGAAAACGGAAGAUCUCCUGUUUGUGGAAAGAGCAAAAACGGACAGCCGCAGGCAGUACAUGAAGUUCCUCAUUGAAAAAUCAGAAGACAUCAAAUGCCAAAUUAAAUCCACUGAGGAGCAGCUGUCUGCGAGUGGGCUGGAUGCUUCCCUGACACACGACUCACUGGUGACUCUUUCGGAGAAACUGGCAGAUUUGAAGAAGCAGGCAGUUCCUUUAAAGAAGAAACUGGAGUCUUAUCUGGAUCUCACACCGAAUCCUUCCCUUGCUCGAGUGAAGAUUGAAGAAGCCAAGAGGGAGCUGGAAGCACUGGAGGCCGAGUUUUCGAGGAAAUUGGACAUGACUGCACUUUCAGUAACUUUACCUACCAAGCGAGCAUUUGUGUAACCGUUCUGGGGCAACAAUUGUGGGUGCGGUCAAUGUUGGUUUCUCUAUUCCCUGAACAGAACAGAACCGUAUUCUAUAUAAAUUCAUUUGUCUCCCUCCCUAGGACUAUGUUAUAGUAGUCAGUCUUUCUGAAUAAAAACUUUAACAUAA
Molecule: messenger RNA, 1414 nt
Organism: Crotalus tigris (Tiger rattlesnake)
Lineage: Eukaryota; Metazoa; Chordata; Lepidosauria; Squamata; Viperidae
Gene: HAUS1
Product: HAUS augmin like complex subunit 1
Exons: 9
Coding region: 404-1264 (286 amino acids)
Biological process (GO): centrosome cycle; spindle assembly
Cellular component (GO): HAUS complex; cytosol
Source: RefSeq, a predicted model, not a curated record